Molecule: messenger RNA, 1088 nt
Organism: Armigeres subalbatus
Lineage: Eukaryota; Metazoa; Arthropoda; Insecta; Diptera; Culicidae
Exons: 3
Coding region: 544-930 (128 amino acids)
Source: RefSeq, a predicted model, not a curated record
GUAGAUGAAUAACUUUGAUGUUUUGUCCCCUUCUGGACGACCUUCGCACUACUUAGGCACCAUCAGAUAUUGUUUUCGAACGUUUGAAUUAAUUUGUCUCUUUAUUCCACCUGAAUUGUGACUAAGCUUCAAACCUAUCCAUCGCAGAAAAGGUCGAUCACUUUCAUUCAUGCUCACGAUUCUUAAGUUCACACGUUCACCGCAACCAGCUGCAUGGGGCCACUCUUCACCGCCUCUUCAGCAGGUGUCGUCGUCAUUCAUCGGCAGAGAGAAAUCUCCCGCGCACGACUGACUCGACUCAACCGCUGCUGUAUAACUACGUACCGUCAGCAUGCUGGCCUUUUGCCAUCGUGCCACCCACCUUCGCGCGUAAACAAGCUUCAUACGUAUGGAGAAAACGGGUCCGGACCUCUGCUGUUCAUUUCAAUCCAACCGUCAAAGAUAGUUUCACUUGUGCUCUCUCGAAGAGAUCACCCCAGUUUUGGCGCCUCGUUUACCAAUCGCGUGAACUAAACGCCGUUCUAGUGCCGAACCCGGCUGAUAAUGGAAGUCAAAGUGAUCGCAAUUGUACUGACGGCACUUGCGUUGGUCACCGUCGACGCAGGUCCCAUGUACUACAAGAAGAUCGCCGGACAAAAAUACGAACCUGAUUGGGUGGCGGUGUCAUCGACGGUCAUUCCACUGGCCGAGUACCGUGUGAGCGUGGGCGGAGGCGGUGGCGAGCAGAGCUCACUGGUGGCCGAUGACGAGUACAGGAGGGCAUAUUUGCGACACAAGCAACUAUCAGCGGCCAACAAUGGCCUCGUCAAGCUGAAGACAACAGCCCAAGGCGAAUCGGGUACUGGUGCGGGUGCGGCGGCUCGCGUUCAGGAGGAUCCGGACACGUUGAUCACAGCGAAAAAGAAGUUUUUCGAUCGAAAAGGCCAAUGACGUUACGGUGAAUCGAUAUAUAACAAACGUUAAUUACUUACUAAAUUUGAAUGAUGAGGUGCCAACCUAAUAGGAUUAAUGAUCAUGUCGAUUGAGGUAGUUAGAAGCAUUUUGAUCAAAUUUCUGUAAAUAUAAGUAAAAACUUCUUAUCUGCAGAA